AUGGGCACUCGGGUGCUGUCCCUGAGCGCCCGGCUGGGCCCCCCCCCGCCGCCCCCGCCGCCGCCCGCGGCCCCGGACGACUCCCCCGUGUUCGCGCAGCUGAAGCCCGUGCUCGGCGGCGCCGCGCCCCGGGACGCCCCGCUCUUCCCCGCCGACCCGCUGAAGCGGCACGCCCCGCACCACCCUCCGCAGCACGCUCCGCACCACCCUCCGCAGCACGCUCCGCACCACCCUCCGCAGCACGCUCCGCAGCCCCCGCAGCCCCCGCAGCAGGCGGGCGGCGCCAGGAUCCCCGCCAACGAGGAGCUGGUCCAGACGAGAUGCGAAAUGGAGAAGUACCUGUCGCCUCAGCUUCCCCCCGCUCCCAUCAUCCCAGAGCAUAAAAAGUACAGAAGAGACAGCGCCUCCGUUGUAGACCAGUUCUUCACUGACAGCGAAGGGUUGCCGUACAGUAUCAACAUGAAUGUCUUCCUUCCUGACAUCACUCACCUGAGAACUGGCCUCUACAAAUCCCAGAGACCGUGCGUGACACACAUCAAGACAGAACCCGUUGCCAUUUUUAGCCAUCAGAGUGAAGCUACUGUCCCCAACCAGGCCCCUACUCAGGCUCUCCCCGAGUUCACUAGUAUAUUCAGCUCACACCAGACGGCAGCUCCAGAUGUGAACAACAUUUUCAUCAAGCAAGAGCUUCCUGCACCAGAUCUCCAUCUCUCGGUCACUCCCCAGCAGGGUCAACUGUACCAACUCCUGAGCUCUCCGGAUUUAGAUCUGCCCAACUCUACCAAUCAAGCCGCGGUAAUGGACACUCUUAAUAACGUCUCCAUGCCAGCAGCCAUGGCAGGCCUCAAUGCGCUCGCCUCGGCUGUUCCGCAGACUGCAAUGAAGCAAUUCCAGGGUAUUCCUCCCUGCACGUACACAAUGCCAAAUCAGUUCCUUCCACAGCAGGCCACUUACUUGCCUCCUUCACCCCCAAGUUCCGAGCCUGGAAGUCCAGAUAGGCAAGCUGAGAUGCUACAGAAUUUAACCCCUCCCCCUUCUUACGCGGCUACGAUUGCUUCCAAGAUGGCAAUUCACAAUCCAAAUUUACCAGCCACCCUGCCAAUUAAUUCACAGAACAUCCCAACUGUCAGAUACAACAGAAGGAGUAAUCCAGAUCUGGAGAAGAGACGCAUUCAUUACUGUGACUAUCCUGGCUGUACAAAAGUGUAUACAAAGUCUUCCCAUUUAAAAGCUCAUCUGAGGACUCAUACUGGAGAGAAGCCAUACAAAUGCACUUGGGAAGGCUGCGACUGGAGAUUUGCACGCUCUGACGAAUUGACCCGCCACUACAGGAAACACACGGGCGCCAAACCUUUCCAGUGUGCUGUGUGUAAUCGGAGCUUCUCUCGCUCCGAUCACCUGGCUCUGCACAUGAAAAGGCACCAAAACUAAGAAGAACUGUUUCUCUCGACGCCGUCAGUAUCUAUGCAAUUCAUCGCUGGCGUUCUGCAGUUAGAUUUGGCAGAUUUUCAACUCUGGACUUAGAAAUGCUCAAAACUGGAAAUGUAUAUUUUGUAUAUUUGAGGAAACAGGGAAGACACUGUAUUAAUACCAAAGUGUUCAGGCAUUUUAAGAACCUAAUAUUUGCUCUAUUGUACAUGGCUUUGGUCAGAAGACAUCAUCUCAUUACAGGUAGAUGUAUCCCAACGCAUCAUGUAGAUGUUUGGGGAAUAUUAUCUCUUUCAUUUCUCUCCUGCGUGUAUGUGGGUGUGCGUGUACACACGUGCAUACGCACAGAUGUAUGUGGCUGUGUUUGCAGUGUUUUUACCAAAGCAGUGUCCUUUUAUUGUGACAGUGUUUGGUAAAUAAAGAAUUGGCAGCCGCGAGAGUAGUAGUUGUGAAUUGUAAUACGUCAAGAUUAUACUUGACAUUUUAAAGUUAGACAAUGUUCUUUGGAGAUGCAGUAUAUCUGGCAAUGCACAAACAGCCAUUGAACAAAAUGUUUUUUAUAGGUGUUGCAUAUAUUUACUAUGGACUCUUUUUGUAAAUAUUCAAAUCUGCUUUAUAGGUAAUAUUUUCUAGGAUUCUUCUGGCAAAAAAACUCAACAUAAUUGUAUGUUCACAGUUGGAAUUUUUUAACUACCUUUCCAAACACUAACAACAAAUUUCCUGUAAAGAAAAAGAAGACUGAUUUUAUAUAUAUAAUAUAUAUGUGUGUAUAUAUAUAUUAUACUUAUAAAAGUAAAUUCUGAGCACUGAUUAAAAUCAUUUGAAAUAUUUCAAGGGGCAAACAAUUUUACGUGAAUUGUGUCAGCAGCUUAAUGAAAAUAGUUACAAUAUUCAGAAUGUUAAACCUUAUGAUAAGCUAAACAUAGUAUCACUAAAACGAAGGAUUUCUGAUGCAGUUUUCAUAUACUGUAAUGUUAAGGCUUAUUCAGUACUUUUGGUUCAAUGCCAAUUUUAGUUUUUAUGCGGAUGUUGCAUGAACUUUAUAUUAUUGUACAGUAAGGUAAAGGACACAGUAAUUUUACUUAAAUUACAGUGCAGUUUAGUUAAUUCACUGUUAAUACUGACGCAGUAUCUGCCUUUAAAUAUUAAGUGACAUGUUGGAAAUGAAACAACUACAUUUAUGCAAUUUAUAGUGGUAUUAUGGUGAUGCUGUUAACCAAAGGGCAGAGUGUAAAAAUAUGCCAAAAAGGGUCUCAAUUGAAAGGAAACUUUUGUUUAAAAAAUAUUGUUUGUCUUUAUUUAUUUUGUGGUAAUAUGUUAGAUUUUUUUUUAGAAGACAAUUUUACAUAUACUUGAUAAAUUAUAGUUUUGUUUGUUAUACUUAUCAAUGUUGCUCUUAAAACAAAAUGUAAAUAAUUGAUAAAUGGUGUACAUAAUUUUGUAAGAGGCUUCAAUGUUUAUACAUGGAAAAACAUGCAAAAAUUGGUUGCUGUUUUGCUUCUUUCCCCCCUUAUUUUUGUAUUGUGGUAUUUCCUAUGCAAAUAAUGGAGCAAACAGCUGUAUAGUUUAGAAUGGUUUUCUGAAAUGGUUUAUAUAUAAGAAUUUUUUUUGAAAAAUAAAAAGUGCCUAAAAUAUUCAUGAUGUCAUUUAUGAUUUGUCUUAUUAAAUAA
This is a messenger RNA of Tachyglossus aculeatus (Australian echidna), 3098 nucleotides long. It is a transcript of the gene KLF5, whose product is annotated as Kruppel like factor 5. The record is from RefSeq and is a predicted model, not a curated record. Gene Ontology annotation, molecular function: RNA polymerase II cis-regulatory region sequence-specific DNA binding; DNA-binding transcription factor activity, RNA polymerase II-specific. Gene Ontology annotation, biological process: regulation of transcription by RNA polymerase II. Lineage: Eukaryota; Metazoa; Chordata; Mammalia; Monotremata; Tachyglossidae.